AUGGAAACUCAACCUGACCACAAGCAACCCGACCGCAAGCAACCCGACCGCAAGCAACCCGACCACCGACCACAACCAACCCGACCACAACCAACCCGACCACAAGCAACCCGACCACCGACCACAACCAACCCGACCCGACCACAAGCAACCCGACCACCGACCACAAGCAACCCGACCACCGACCACAACCAACCCGACCACCGACCACAACCAACCCGACCACCGACCACAACCAACCCAACCACCGACCACAACCAACCCGACCACAACCAACCCGACCACAAGCAACCCGACCACAAGCAACCCAACCACCGACCAACACAACCCGACCACAAGCAACCCGACCACAACCAACCCGACCACAACCACAACCCAACCCGACAACAAGCAACCCGACUACCGACCACAACCAACCCGACCACAAGCAACCCGACCACCGACCACAACCAACCCGACCACAACCAACCCGACCACAAGCAACCCGACCACCGACCACAAGCAACCCGACCACAACCAACCCGACCACACCAACCACCGACCACAAGGCAACCCGACCACCGACCACAAGCAACCCGACCACCGACCACAACCAAACCCGACCACCGACCAGCAACCACAACCCGACCACACCAACCCGACCACAAGCAACCCGACCACCGUACCACAACCACCCGACCCACAAGCAACACCCGACCACAAACCACACCCAACCCCACACGCAACCCGACCACCGACCACAACCAACCCGACCACAAGCAACCCCGACCAAGCAACCCGACCAACAAGCAAACCCGACAUACUAAGCAAAACCCGAAAAAAAAAACCACCCGACACAACACAAACCCGACCACAAGCAACCCGACCACAACCAACCAGACCACAACCAACCCGACCACAACCAACCCGACCACAACCAACCCGACCACAAGCAACCCGACCACAAGCAACCCGACCACAAGCAACCCGACCACAAGCAACCCGACCAAACUCAUAAUUUUGGGAUGCAAUUGUUACUUUGAGAAAUUAGUCAAGUUGAAAUAG
This is a messenger RNA of Trematomus bernacchii (emerald rockcod), 1044 nucleotides long. Its product is annotated as salivary glue protein Sgs-3-like. The record is from RefSeq and is a predicted model, not a curated record. NCBI's taxonomy places the organism in Eukaryota, Metazoa, Chordata, Actinopteri, Perciformes, Nototheniidae. The coding region runs from base 1 to 1044 and encodes 347 amino acids. The transcript is spliced from 2 exons.